This is a messenger RNA of Sodiomyces alkalinus F11, 1503 nucleotides long. Its product is annotated as DUF1691-domain-containing protein. NCBI's taxonomy places the organism in Eukaryota, Fungi, Ascomycota, Sordariomycetes, Glomerellales, Plectosphaerellaceae. Gene Ontology annotation, cellular component: mitochondrial outer membrane. The record is from RefSeq and is a predicted model, not a curated record. The transcript is spliced from 2 exons. Bases 184 to 1233 code for a protein of 349 amino acids. Gene Ontology annotation, biological process: mitochondrion organization; lipid homeostasis.
UUUGCCAAGCAAGUUCAGUUCUUCAGUUCCCCAACAUUUGAUUCAACCCUCCGCUCCUUCGUCACUCCGCAACAUCCACGCCCACUCGUCUCCCAACUGGACCGAUCCACCGAUAGUAACAUAAUACACUUUACUCUCAGUGAGCUCGUCGUUCGGCCCUCAAGGGCGAAAUCGCCCGGCAUCAUGGACUCAUAUCCUCUCGAAGAGACGACGCCGCAAGACGCACUCGACCCGCUUUCGCAACUGGAACCCUCGCCCAUCGAAUCCCCCGUGCUGCUGCCUUCAGUCGAUAACCUGGCAGACGAGAACCUACAGGACCUGCACGACCUGCCAGAGGACUCGACCACUACCCCGUUAGACCAGAGCACGGCUUCGGUUUCGUCCACCACCGUAUCUUCUCCCACCUCGACUCUCGGUCUAAGUGGUACUAGCCAUGGCGCCAUCUACUACCUAACCCGCAUCCAGCGCUACUCCUCCUACCUCAUCCCCGUCUUCACCUCCAUCCACCUAACCACCACCUCCCUGAUCCCCCUCCUCUCCCGCUCCGUCCCAGCCUCGGAAUCCUACCUCCUGCAGGCGCGCGAGAUAUACCAGACCCCGCUCUCCGAACCGCACCUCGUCGUCCUCCCCAUCGCGGCCCACGUCGCCUCGGGCCUCGCCAUCCGCCUGAUCCGCCGCGCCCGCAACCUGCGGAGAUACUACGGCGUCCCCCCCACGGCGCGCAAGCCCGUCCCCUCGGGCCCCCGCAUCUGGCCCCCCGUCAGCGGCAUCGCCGUCUCGGGCUACGUCUUCACCGCCGCCCUCGCCGCCCACGCCGCCGUGAACCGCGUCCUGCCGCUGCUCGUCGAGGGCCACAGCGCCGACGUCGGCCUCGCCUUCGUGGGGCACGGUUUCGCCCGCCACCCGGCCCUUGCUUGGUCCGCCUACGCCGUCCUCCUCGUCGCCGGCUGCGGCCACAUGGUCUGGGGUGCCGCCAAGUGGGCCGGCAUGGCCCCCGUGGGCCUGGGCCUGCGCGGCGCUCUGGGCUACGCCCCGCCUGCCGAGUGGGUCGACGACACCACCCUGGUCCGGAGACGGAGGCGAAGGGUCUGGUGGGCUAUCCAGGGCGCAGCCGCCGCCUUUGCCGCUGUAUGGGCCGCCGGUGGGCUCGGAGUCGUGGCGAGGGGAGGUCUAGUCGAGGGCUGGGUGGGCAAGAUAUAUGACGGGCUAUAUGAUGCAGUACCCUUCCUGUAACGACUUGACGACCCCGCGACGCACGACGCACGGCCCAUGCACGUUUUUACGUAGGGAGACGGAAGGGAGACGGAAGGGCGGCGACAUCUCAAAAGAAGCCGCGCCCCUGUUCUGUUGACAUACUGCACAUCUCAGGCAUUGAAUUAGCAUAUAUACCCGGCUGCAUUAGGAAUCGCAACAACGAUUUCAUCUUCUAUUCCGACCUUUGUCUAGACGGACGAAGAAACCGAGACCAUCUACUUUGACCUGUUUCUGGGAACAAAUGACCGC